Messenger RNA from Neltuma alba, 2352 nucleotides. Its product is annotated as transcription repressor MYB5. The transcript is spliced from 2 exons. The record is from RefSeq and is a predicted model, not a curated record. Lineage: Eukaryota; Viridiplantae; Streptophyta; Magnoliopsida; Fabales; Fabaceae. Bases 318 to 1202 code for a protein of 294 amino acids.
AAUCUACACCAUUCAAAUAAAAUCUAAAUAAUCUAAAUCACGGUAACUGUUCCAGGUUUCGGGAGGAAAAGCUUAACGGCUAAGAAAGUAAGUAAAGGGCGUGGGAGCGGGACAGCGCGUGGGAGUGAAUGUGGGGAGUGGAGUGGAGGGGAGGGGGGUUUCAGUCUUCACAAAUGUUUGUCAUACCAUAACAACGACAACGUGGCUGGGCAAAUGGUAUACUAUGCCUCCUGCGUAUAUAUUAUAUCAUCAUCUCAUCUCUUCUUGCGCGCGUCGCCCUUCUCCAAUUACACAGAUCCAUUUCCGAAGCCUAAGAUAUGAGAAAACCCUCAUCGGCGUCGUCGCGCCCAGCACAAGCCGCCCCUCCCAAUCCAUCUGCUAAGACCACACCCUGCUGCAGCAAAGUAGGCAUCAAGAGAGGCCCCUGGACUCCUGAGGAAGACGAGCUCCUCUCCAAGUACAUCCAGAAAGAGGGAGAGGGCAGGUGGCGAACCCUCCCCAAGAGAGCCGGUCUCCUCCGCUGCGGCAAAAGCUGCCGCCUCCGUUGGAUGAACUAUCUCCGCCCCUCCGUCAAGCGCGGCCACAUCGCCCCCGACGAGGAGGAUCUCAUCCUCCGCCUCCAUCGCCUCCUCGGCAACCGGUGGUCUCUGAUAGCGGGCAGGAUCCCUGGGAGAACCGAUAAUGAGAUUAAGAACUACUGGAAUACCCAUCUCAGCAAGAAGCUGAUCAGCCAAGGCAUUGAUCCCCGCACCCACAAGCCCCUCAAGCCUAAUACUCACCCAUCAACCAGUGCUGCUCCUUGUUCGCAUCAUCAUCUUCAUGACCGUAACAACUCAUCAUCCAACCCCAGCGCUACUACUAAACCUAAUCCCGAUGACAAACCCCCAAUUACUGAGCAGGACCCCAAUCCAUACUGUCACUCCUUGGAUCCAUAUGAUGAAGCAUUGGCCCUUGGGGAUCUGCCUGCAAUCCCCAUGUCCAACACCCCCAGCAAUCCCAAUGAGGAGGAGGACGAGGAUAUCAACUACUGUGCCGACGAUGUUUUCUCCUCUUUCAUCAACUCACUGAUCAACGACGAUGCCUUUUCUGCUCAGCAGCUGCAGCAGCAGGCGCCCCCACCGCCUCCUUGUAGUGGCAUCAAUGGUGUGGCCUGGGACGAAGAUCCCAACAGUAUGCCAGCCGAUGCAGAUGCUGUCCACUAGCACAGUCGCCCUCCAUCCAAUUCAGUACUUGUAUGAAGCGGAGUGCACUUAUUUAUUGCGUCUUGUGUGUAUCAUGUAUUCUAUAUUUUGGUGGUUCGUGUAUUCAUAUCAUAUGCAACAAUGAAGAGACCAAGAGAGGAAAGUAGUUGUCCAGUACAUGCAUGACACACUGGGGAUGUCCGUGUCAGCAUCUACGCAUGUACCUAGGGUUUUUAUUCAAUGGGUCUUGUAUCAUGCAUGUAUUCACCUGUGUAUUGUCUUCUCCAGUUUUGUUGUAUAAUAAACCGGUCUCCACUGUGUAAUAGAUUUGCAUCUUUUAUGUAUCACAUAUUCAAUUUAUAUCUACGCAGGAUAUGGAAAAUGCAUAUGUUAAUUCUACUCUCUCUCUCUCUCUACAAAUAUAUAUUCAUGCAUUACCUUUCUAAACAGAUCAUCAUAUACAUACAUAUAUACAUAUAUAUAUAAAUAUAUUACCUAGAUGACUUACUGAUCUAUCCUACAGUCCUGUCAAAUAAUUUAUUCCAAUCUAUGAGUGUGAACUUACAACAGAUGACGAAUGAAGACAUGCAUGCUUCGAUCGAAGUAAAUUAUCAGCUGGGAUACCCAGAGCAUGGUGGACAUGAAACUAGUUCAACUAAUACUGGCACGACACACGGACACAGAUUAUCAAACUGAGAAAUCCAUGUAGUACGUGGCCUAAUCAAUUUAUAGAUAUUAGUUUAUCUUCUUAUAGUAUUAGAUAUGAAUUAUAGAAGCAAUGAGAAUAGCAGGCACAUCUUAAAAACAUAUUAUUAGCUAGAUACCACUUGGUGCCGAAAUUAAAAAGACUUCAUGAUUCGCCAGGGAGAAAUUAAAGUUAAUCAUGUUGAAGUCUUAAUUAGCUUGCUUAUUCAUCCCCAGUCUUUAUAUGGUACGGUGUUCCUCCCUCACAUCUAUCAACAUUCAUCAAUUCUAACCAGCAUGAUGCCAUGCCCUUAGUUCACACAGAUGUUUUACUGAGACAUCGCAAUCAAAUCAAUCAGUCAAUUUGACUACAUUUAUUAGAUGUUACUCGUAAAUUAACAAUGUAAUAUGAAACUCAUGGUGUUUUCCAGCCCAGAUGUAUGUUGCAAUAUAAACAGUCCAUGUCCUCUUCUACACACACAAAUAG